Molecule: messenger RNA, 1027 nt
Organism: Stylophora pistillata
Lineage: Eukaryota; Metazoa; Cnidaria; Anthozoa; Scleractinia; Pocilloporidae
Molecular function (GO): GTPase activity; GTP binding
Source: RefSeq, a predicted model, not a curated record
AUUGAUGCUGCAAGUUUUGCGAUCUAUUUAAGCAUGGGACACGUUUUCUCUUAUGUUUUUAAUCGUCUCCUUGGCAAGGAGGACGUGAGAAUUCUAAUGGUGGGCCUGGAUAAUGCGGGGAAGACGACCAUCUUGUAUCGACUGAAACUUGAAGAGAUCGUGUCCACGGUACCUACUUUAGGAUUUAACGUGGAAACUGUUACUUACAAGAAUAUAUCCUUUACAGUUUGGGACAUAGGAGGACAAGACAAGAUAAGAAGCCUUUGGAGAGUUUACUUUCAGGAUACACAAGGCUUGAUAUUUGUUGUAGAUAGUGCCGACAGGGAGCGAAUCGAAGAAGCCAAGACUGAGUUGCACAAGCUUUUGGGCGAAGAACAACUAACAAAUAUCGUGCUUCUAGUGUUUGCAAAUAAACAGGACAUGCCGGAUGCUAUGCCUGCUUCUGAUGUUCGUGAAAAGCUUGGUCUAGGAAGCAUGCGACAAAGGCCUUGGUUUGUGCAGUCUUCUUGUGCUGUGAAAGGCGAAGGUUUAUACGAAGGACUCGAUUGGCUUGCAUCGCAGAUCCGAGCAAGAAAAAGCUGGAUUUGAGCUGAAUGGACCAUUAAAAACUGUGCCCUAAAUACUAAUAGAAAUAAAUGAUAUGGUUAAGUGUACUACAACAUGCACAAACGACAGAUGUUUAGCAUAUCAAACACAACAGGACGAGCAGAACUUUAGUUUGAAAAAGAAAAAUAAGCUUUUAAUAGUGUUAACAGGUGUUAAUAGUGCAUGCUCUUGUCUUAAAGACAAUAUAAUUUAUUUCAUAUACUGAUCUCAAAUACAAGGUGAAAAUAUUGAUUCAAACUGAAGCUUACAACCCUAGGGUAGUCAUUUAAUACCAAUGCAUAAUAAAGCCUUUAUUUUGAGGGUAAGAAAAUAUGAAUUUCCAUGAGGAGGCACUUCUAUGGAAAUAUUUGUUCAAAAUUGUUUCACCAGUUUAGGCAUUGUUGUUAAGAAUAAAUAGAAAAUAAACAUUUACUAUCACUGA